AUGUCUCAAGAAGAUCUAAGUAAUAAUGGAUCAAUUCCUACUAACGCCGAUGUAAAUGGGCCAGAAAUCGAAGGCAAAGAAGAUACUGAAGUUGAACCGUCACCGAUGGGUACUGAAUCCAAUGAACAAGAAAAGGGAGAUCAAUCUCCGGUAAAUGAUACAGAUAAACAAGAAGUUGUUGAGAGUGAGGACAAGGUGGAAACACCAGAAGAGAAACCAGAAGACCCAGAAGAAGAACCAAAAGCAGAACAAUCAAAUGCCGAUGUAGAUGUAUCAGAUAAAGAAUCCAAGCCUCUUCCAAAAAUCAAUACUUCUGAUGCUAAUGGUGCUAAUGAAUCAUCAUUCCCCAUCACCCCAACUAUUGAAGAACCUAAUGGAGGUAAUCAUAAUCGAAAUAUAUCCAUCAGUUCAGUUCAUUCAACUAAUGCAUUUGUUGAUAAUUCCAAUAUAUUCAAAAAGACAUUCGAAGUCAUUCUUGAUACCAAAGAAGCUAAGAAGAAUGAUGGUUUAAAAUCAAGUAUUCAAAAAGCUCUUGAUUCCCUCAAUGAUUCCAAUUCCAGAGAUCCUCAUAUUAUCUUUUCAGCUUUGAAAUCUAUUUGUGAAUUUGGAAGUAAUGAUUUAAAGACCAAAGCAAUUGAUUUAUUUGCUAAGUUAUUUGAUUAUGGACAAUUUGAUGACGAACAAGAUAAAAUUCAAUUAACUGACAAUUCCGUUGAUGUUAUAGCUUCAUGUUUUGAUGGUGAAGGUACUGAUGCUGAAGUAGAAUUACAAGUGGUAAGAGCGUUAAUGCAUAGUAUAUUAUUAAUGCCAUGUCAUGGAGCUUCAUUAUUGAAAGCUAUUAGACUGAUUUAUAAUGUAUUUAUAUUUUCUUUAACUGCUAGAAAUCAAUCAGUUGCUCAAGGUAUUUUAACUCAAGUUAUUGGGGCAGUUUUCCAAAGAGUUAUUGAUGCUGGUCUCGUAACUAAUAACAAAACGGAUGGCAGUUCUCAAAUUAGAACUCCAGCUAAUUUAAGCAAUGAUGAUAUGGGAGAAAUCAUAGAUACUCCAGUAGAACAAAGAUUAACUUUGAGUAAUUUAGAAAAUUUAAAUGACGAUACUAAAGAUAGUCUUCGAGUUUCAGAAGCUAAUCAACCUAAUGCUUCCAAUGAAGAUAUUGUGGUUAAAGAUGCAUUUCUCAUUUUUAGAGCUAUGUGUAAACUUUCAGUUAAGGACAUUGAAGCUGAUACUUUAGAUAUGAGAAGUCAUUCAGUACGUUCAAAAUUAUUAUCAUUACACAUUAUUCAUACAAUUUUGAAACAAUUUAUCGAUAUAUUUUUAAGUCGUGAUGUAGUUUUAUUAUCCAGCAAUAACGAACGUACGAGAUUAGUCAAUGCCGUAAGACAGUAUCUUUGUUUAUCAUUAUCAAGAAAUGCUGCAUCAUCAAUUGCACCAGUUUUCGAACUUUCAUUAGAAAUUUUUUGGUUAAUAAUAUCAAAUCUUAGAGCAGAAUUUAAACGUGAAAUCCCAGUGUUCUGGGAUGAAAUUUAUUUCCCAGUUUCUGAAAUGAAAACUUCAACUCCUCAUCAAAAAAGAUAUUUAUUAUCAAUCAUAGAAAGAUUAUCCAAUGAUUCAAGAUGUAUCAUUGAAUUUUAUUUAAAUUAUGAUUGUGAUAGUAACAUGCCAAAUAUUUGUGAACGAUUCAUUAAUUAUUUGACCAGAUUAUCCUUGGUUCCAGUAGCUGCAACUGUUCAACAAAAACAUGCUUAUCGUGAGAAUAGACGUAAAGGAGUUUCUGUUUAUGAUAUUAGUAGAAUAUCCAAUUUGGUUAGUAGUACAAUGGCUUCAAGACCUCCAGAACCAGAUAUUUAUAAUCAAUUCCCAUUAGAAUAUGCUUUGAAAAUGACUUCAUUAAAUUGUAUUGUAGCGUUUUUAAGAUCUUUAUAUACUUGGGCUCAAAAGGGAAUCAAUGGUAAUACCCCACCAAGAAGUGUUAGUAAUUCUAUUGGUCAUCUUGGUAGAAAUAGAUCAGAAACUACUAAUUCAGAUAGUCCAAGCAAUGGUAAUUCAAGAAAUGCUUCAUUUAUUAAUAAUAGUAGUAAUGGGAAUCUUGAAGGAUUAAAUGAGGAUGAUCCUGAACAAUUUGAAAAUUUAAAACAACGUAAAAAGGCAUUGUUAGAAGGUAUCAGACAAUUUAACCAAAAAUCUAAAAAGGGAGUCCAAUAUUUCAUUCAAAAAGGUUUCAUUGAAUCAGACAGUCCUCAAGAUAUUGCUAGAUUUUUAUUAGAAACUGAUGGGUUAGAUAAAGCCGAAUUAGGAGAAUAUUUGGGUGAAGGUAAAGACGAAAACAUUGCCAUUAUGCAUGCAUUUGUUGAAUUGAUGGAUUUCACCAAUAGUUCAUUCGUUGAUGCUUUAAGAACUUUCUUACAAUCAUUUAGAUUACCAGGAGAAGCACAAAAAAUUGAUAGAUUUAUGUUGAAAUUUGCUGAAAGAUAUGUAAUGGGUAAUCCAGGUAUUUUAGCUAAUGCUGAAUCAGCCUAUGUCUUAUCGUAUUCGGUAAUUUUAUUGAACACUGAUUUACAUUCAAAUCAAAUCAAGAAUAAAAUGCCUCUAGAACAAUUUAUCAAGAAUAACGAUGGUAUUGAUGAUAACAAAGAUAUUCCUCGUGAAUAUUUGGAAGCUAUUUAUAGUGAAAUUGCUAAUAAUGAAAUCAAAUUACAAAGUGAACAACAUGCAGCUUUAUUGAAUGGAGAUAUUUCAUUACCACAAAAUGGUUCAUCUUUAGGACUUUUCGGUGGAAGAGAUUUAAAUCGUGAAGCGUAUUCCCAUGCAUCUAAAGAAAUGUCAACUAAAACUGAAAAAUUAGUCAGAGAUUUAGGUAAGAAAUUACGAGAUGAUUCUGAAGGUGGUACCCUUGUUUUCUAUGCAGCUACCAGUAUUUAUCAUGUUAAAUCAAUUCUUGAUACGGUGUGGAUGUCAAUAUUAGCAGGAUUAACUGCACCUUUCAAAGAAUAUGAUGAUGAAGACAUUGCAAAGAAUUGUUUAGAAGGUAUUAAACUUUCAAUCAAAAUUGCUUGUAUGUUUGAUUUAAAAGAUGCUAGUGAAUCAUUUAUUGGUGCAUUGAUUCAAUUCCAAAAUUUGAAUAAUUAUUCCGAAAUGUCUACAAAGAAUAUUAGAGCUAUCUAUUUCAUGUUAGAAAUCACUAUUUCUGAAGGAAAUAAAUUCAAUCAAAAUAUUUGGACAUCAAUUUUAACCUCAAUUUCUCAAUUGGAAAGAUUACAAUUAAUUUCUAGAGGUAUUGAUAAAGAAACUAUACCUGAUGUUUCAGUUGCCAAAUUGGUUAAUAGGAAUUCAUUAGAUUCAAAUAAUCAUAGAAAUUCAUCAAGUUUCUUCCGUUUUACUUCAAACACCAGUGCUUCCCAAACUGCUUCAAAUAAAUUCCAUAAUCAACAUUUAAAUCCUGAAGUUGCUGAAUUAUUAUCAUCUUCAGAUUUAGCUACUGCUGUUGAUAGGGUUUUUGUUAAUACAUCUUAUUUGAGUGGAGAAAGUAUCGUGUCAUUCAUUAAAUCAUUAUCUAAAGUAUCAUUAGAAGAAAUUGAAAGUUCUGGUCAAAGCAUUAAUCCAAGAUUAUUCUCCUUACAAAAAAUCGUCGAUAUUUGUUAUUAUAAUAUGACUCGUAUUAGGGUUGAAUGGUCACAAAUUUGGGCAGCUAUGGGAGAAACUUUCAAUAUUGUUGGGUGUCAUUCUAAUUUGAAUGUUACUAUCUUUGCUAUUGAUUCAUUAAGACAAUUAUCAAUGAGAUUUUUUGAUAUUGAUGAAUUGGCUCACUUCAAGUUCCAAAGAGAAUUUUUAAAACCUUUUGAAUAUAUUAUUUCUCAUAAUGAUUCAUUAGAAAUUAAAGAUAUGAUAUUAGAAUGUAUCAACAAUAUGAUAUUAGCAAAACUGGAAAAGAUUAAGAGUGGAUGGAAAACUAUUUUUGGAGUUUUAUUAUUCAGUGCUGAAGAAAAUAAAGAAACUUUAGUCAAUAAAACAUUCAAAAUGGUUGAUAUCAUCUAUAAGAAAUUCUCCAAAGAGAUCAAACAACAAGAUGCUUUCGAAGAUCUUAUAAAAUGUUUUACAGCUUUAUGUAAGAAUGGUAAAUUCCAAAAGAUCAAUUUACUAUCUUUAGAUAUUUUACAGAAACUUGUUAAUCAAAUUGCCAUGGAAUAUCUUAAACAAGGUGAAAACAAGAACGAAACUUUGAUCAAAUAUUGGUUCCCAAUUUUAUUUGGAUUUCAUGAUGUUAUAAUGACAGGAGAAGAAUUAGAAGUUAGAUCUAAAGCAUUAAAUUAUUUAUUUGAUAUCUUAUUAGAAUUUGGAGAAAACUUUGAUCAAGAUUUCUGGAAUUUGGUUUGUAAAGAAUUAUUAUUCCCAAUAUUUUCAGUAUUAAGUAAACCUUGGGAAGUUAGUAAAAUUGAAGAUUCUGAUGAUAGUUUCUCUGUUUGGUUAUCAACAACUUUAAUUCAAGCAUUAAGAAAAAUGAUUGGAUUAUUUGAUCAUUAUUUUGAAUCAUUAAGAAGUAGAUUAACUGAUUAUUUACAAUUAUUGAGUAGUUGUAUUUGUCAAGAAAAUGAUACUAUUGCUAGAAUUGGUAGAACAUGCUUACAUGAUUUAUUAUUGAAUAAUUCAUCAAGAUUUAAUGAUAAUGAAUGGUCAAUAAUUAAUGAAUCUUUCCAAAAAUUAUUCAAAUUAACUGAAGCUACGGAAUUAUUCGAUUUAGAUCCUUUGAAGGAAUCUGACACCUUGGAUGAAAUCGAUGUUGAAAAUGAAACUGAAAAUGGUGAUGUAGGUAAUAAUUCUAUUAGUAAAGAUAUCAUUAAAAGAACUCAAGAUAAAUCAGCCAUUGUCAUUAAAUGCGUUUUACAAUUACUUAUGAUCGAUUCAUUGAAUGAACUUUUCGAAAAUGAAGAAUUUUAUAAUUCAAUUCCUUAUAAUAGAUUAAUUGAAUUAUCCAACCUUUUAAAUGGAAGUUUCCAAUUUGCCAAAAAAUUUAAUGAUGAUUAUGAUUUGAGAGUUAGAUUAUGGAAUGCUGGUAUAAUUGAAAGAUUACCCAAUUUAUUAAAACAAGAAUCAUCAUCAUCAGCUGUUUAUAUCAAUAUCAUCUUCCGUAUGUAUGGGGAUGAUAGUAAAACUAAUGACGAACAAAAACGUCAAUUAAUCAAAGAUAUCGUUCCCUUAUGUAAUAAUAUCAUUGAAAGAUUCUCAUCUUUUGAUGAAACAAAUCAACAAAGAAACUUAUCAACUUGGAGACCUGUAAUUAUAGUUAUCUUAUCAGGUUUUACUAAAUUAAAUGAUGAUGAAUUCAAACUUUAUAAUAAUAUCAUGUAUAAAGCCACUUUAUCAUUAUUCCUGAAAAGUUUAUCCCCAGAAUUAAGAACUGCCAUCAAAGAAUAUUUAAUGAGAGUUAAUGAAGUUUUCUUGCAAUAA
This is a messenger RNA of Yamadazyma jaroonii, 5442 nucleotides long. NCBI's taxonomy places the organism in Eukaryota, Fungi, Ascomycota, Pichiomycetes, Serinales, Debaryomycetaceae. The record is from the annotation of a GenBank genome assembly.